Molecule: messenger RNA, 426 nt
Organism: Menidia menidia (Atlantic silverside)
Lineage: Eukaryota; Metazoa; Chordata; Actinopteri; Atheriniformes; Atherinopsidae
Source: the annotation of a GenBank genome assembly
CUGCAUUGCCAUGCAGAUUUGCAAUUAACUAUAUUCUCACAGGCUUUUGUUUUCUCUUUUUUUUCUUUAGUGUUUCACUGGCAAGCUACCAUCACAGGACCGAAUGACAGCCCUUAUCAUGGAGGGGUAUUUUUCCUUUCUGUCCAUUUUCCCACUGAUUAUCCCUUCAAGCCACCAAAGGUUGCCUUUACAACUAAAAUCUAUCACCCAAACAUAAACAGCAAUGGUAGCAUUUGCCUUGACAUCUUGAGGUCGCAGUGGUCUCCUGCACUCACAAUAUCUAAAGUUUUACUAUCCAUAUGCUCCUUGCUUUGUGACCCAAAUCCAGAUGAUCCCCUGGUUCCUGACAUCGCUCACAUCUACAAGUCAGAUAGGCAAAAGUACAACAAAUUGGCCAGAGAAUGGACCCAGAGAUAUGCAAUGUGA